AUGGAGGCGACGCCUGCACGAGCCGCGCCAAGCGUGGCUCCGCUUCCAGCGCCUCCAGCGCCGGACACGCGGCACACGCGGGACACGCGGGACACGCGGGACACGCCUCUGGUCUGCGAGGGAAGCGCAGGGUCAAGCGGCCCAAGGAGGCGAAGGUCAUCCCCCAGCCUGUGGGAAUCCCUCGGCCAGAUCCACCUGCCUCGGAGGAGGAGGAGGCCGAUUGGUGCCAAGUCCACCGCCAUGGUGAGGCGCGGCGUCUCUCAAGACGGGAGCGCGACCGCGAUGGGGAGCGCGAGCAAGCGAGGAAGCCGGUCUCAAUGCCUGCCGGCAGGCCGCUUCUCUCGCAGCCGGAGAAGGCCAAGGUGCCACAGCCUGAGAGGCCGGCAGAGUCCAAGUCAGGCCACUGGGCUGGGGAUGGAAGCAAUGCAGAGAGGCUCAGGAGCCCCACCGCCGGCCAACGCCAAGGCGGCGCCUGAGGCUCCGACGCCUGACACUGCGCUGAAGUUGGCCGCGCCUGAAGUGCCUGACGCGCCUUUGUUGAGCGAAGCUUCAAAAGAUGUGCUGAAGGUCCUUUCCCGGCCGCCGCCGCCGGCGCUUCCACCGCCCUGUCCAGCAGGCCAAGAGAUCCUGCGGUGGCUGCACUUCGAGCCGGCUCCGGAGCCCACGGUCUUGAAUGACAUGGGCUGCCUUUCCGGAGGUACUGGCGGCACUCCUGGGGUGUGGCUUGAGAAGGUGGAAGUGGAGCAGCCCGCCGGGCGCGACUGGCGCUUUUAG
Messenger RNA from Effrenium voratum, 774 nucleotides. Lineage: Eukaryota; Dinophyceae; Suessiales; Symbiodiniaceae. The record is from the annotation of a GenBank genome assembly.